AUGAUCCUUCCUCAGAUUGCAGACAUUAGCGUCUCAAACAUUGCCAGCAUCCUUGCAACCACCUCCAGCGCUUCCAACAUGGGCGGCGAGACGGACUCCAACCUGCUCAGCCAGUGGUCUAAUCCCACCGAUAUAUCGACUAUCCUCAUGGUGAUCGGCGGCGACGUUGUCCAGAAAGCACUUGCGCAGGGAACGGGCGUGUGGUAUUUCACGCCAGUGUGCUUCUCAUUCGGCUGCGUCUCCUACGCCUUCACUGCUCUCGUCAAUAUCAUAGGAAAUGGGCGCCUCCUCCCGGAACCGGACUAUCCCGUCAAGGUGUUCAAUCUUGAGUCAGGCUAUGUCCGCGAGAACAAGAACUGGGUUGCUGGUCGAAUCCUGCGGGACCUUGAGACCAGUCUAUCAGAGGAGGAGCCCUUGGCUGACGACGCCGUCCGCAUAUCUGUCUAUGAGGCCGCAGUCAACCGUAACGGCCUGACUCAGUUCUCCCUCAGCCAUAUGCACCUCUGGGGCCUUGCAUGUAUCCUGGUGCAGCUCGAUCUGGCCACUAUUCCCAUCGCCCUGGCGCGGGAGUGGGACAUAAUGCUCAUCACGGCGGCGGGCACGCUCCUUGUACAGAUGGUGGGCGCACUGCCCCAGUGGCGCGCCGAGAAGCUGCCCAACCGCCAGAGGCGGUCCGCAGCCUACGCCCUGACGCAGGGCAACGGGUCGCGCGAGAUCGCCGUCAUCUUCGGCAAGUCCAACUGCCUGGAUCUCGAGGAGCUGUCUUCGUCGAGCAGUCCCCGGGGUGGCAGGCCCUGGGAGAAAUUCACGUGGGGCGACAUCUUCUCGAAGCCGCGCAGAGGCAAGGAUGGCCAUCCGGAGAUACCGCGCCGAGACACCCGGCUGCGCAAGGCGCGAGUCGGCCACGGGCUCCCGUUCGGUUUCUGGCUCACGCGCGUGUCGGUCGUGUCGCAGUCCGUCCUCUGGCUGCUGCUGCUCGUCAACGUCGCCAGCUCGCGCAGCUACAACUGGGUGCUCCUGGCGAUUGGAGCCCUGGGUAUGUUCCAGAAUGGCUACCUGGCGGGGAUGGUACGGCCGCCGCACCUGCGCAACCUGCCGCUGACACAUGUCGAGGUCAUCCGGGCCAAGAAGGUAAUGGAUGGGCUCGUGGACCUGGAGGUGCAGUAUCGCUGCGCUGAACCGCUCCGAGACGAGUUCUUCCCCGGAAAACUGCGUGAAGCAGAGAAUGAAUGGUGGAGGGGGAACAGGGCCCCUUGUGACAACGACAGGGCGAACGCAGAGUGGCGCGGCACGCCGCGGAGUUAUCAGAAGAGAAUCUCAACACUGUCUGGCCCAUCGAUCAAGUACACCGGGCAGGCCCAGGUGCCGGUGCGUAUGGAGGAACGUGAGAGAUAUAGCUAUCACUCUUACACACCGUCUGUGACCAGCGGUCGCAGCGUUCCGCCAGCUCCAGUUCCGUGGGCCCAGGAAAAGAAGACGGAGCGCGAACCGCCCAGGGCAGACUAUCAAUACCCGGGGCUGUCUACAAAGCCAAUACGCGCUGCAAGGCCAGUGUCAUCAGCAGACAGGAGACUGGAUGAUUGGAAGGAGGCAAAAGAGCCAGGAAACAUCCCAGAAGUGGACGGAAAGAGCACGUGGAACGAUCACGAAAGGGACUUAGACAUGAAGUGGAGAGAUAGCAUCCCGAGGUUGCCUUCCAAUAACAUGUAA
Molecule: messenger RNA, 1710 nt
Organism: Diaporthe citri
Lineage: Eukaryota; Fungi; Ascomycota; Sordariomycetes; Diaporthales; Diaporthaceae
Exons: 1
Coding region: 1-1710 (569 amino acids)
Source: RefSeq, a predicted model, not a curated record